Penicillium cinerascens is the source of this 849-nucleotide messenger RNA. RefSeq lists its product as uncharacterized. The transcript is spliced from 2 exons. Lineage: Eukaryota; Fungi; Ascomycota; Eurotiomycetes; Eurotiales; Aspergillaceae. The record is from RefSeq and is a predicted model, not a curated record. The coding region runs from base 1 to 849 and encodes 282 amino acids.
AUGAAGAAUACCAUCCCAGAUACUCGAACCCAGGAAAAGGCCUCGAAGGACGCAAGGGAGAAGGAGCUGCUCGACGCCCUGGAUGAGGCUCUAUGUUGUGAAAAUUGCCAGAUCGCAGUCACCAAAGACAUCAUGACCAUCGAUAUCGACAAUGGCAAUUACAACGUGAAGCAUUACCCGCCCUUCUUUCAAAGCAACGUCAUAAACGACGAAAGCACCUCUCCCUUUGACACCACCACACAAAGUGAAAACCCGACAUACUGGAACCACACUUCGCUAUCUCAGCGCCAGCUCUACUACAAGCUGGUGGAGCAGAACCUGAACAAGGUACUCGGUGAGACGAAGGAUAUCGACCAAGAAGUGGCUGUUCUAUUUUCCCACUACCAAGUCGAUUAUCAUGUUCGCCAACACUAUCUUUCCCGACGAGGGGUUAUGACACUAUGCCGCGACAACUCCGACAUCCAGCAACUUCGCAGAUGGCAAUGGAAGACGUCCGAUAUUGAUACCAUCACUUCAUCCAAGCCAGCAGAGAUUGAACCGGUCGGAGCGAGGCAAUGGAGCUGGCCAAGCGACAAGAACUUGGAAAUGACAUACCAGCAUAUUAUGUGGAAACGCUCGUCGCAGGCACGACUGAAGCGCGUACGCGAGGUCAGAGCGCGAUGGGCGAUUAUUAUGGAGGAGAGGCGCAAGCAGAGAGAACAGCUCUUGCUUAAGCAAGGAGCUACCCUGACUGUGCGAGUCUACUGCCGCGGAGAGUUGUGGGAUAUUCGAACGUUGAAUACCGUGUACCCUGUGUCAACCGUGCCGAUUUUACGAGUGGGAAGGGUCACCCGGAGUAUGGGACUGUGA